AUGGCCGACGCAAACAACGGCGCAAAGAUCACCCUCUACUGGCUCGAGAAGUCGCGCUCCCAGCGCAUCCUCUGGCUCCUCGAAGAACUCGGCGUCUCGUAUGAACUCAAGACCUUCAAGCGCGGGUCCGACAUGCUCGCUCCGCCAGAGCUCAAGAAGAUCCACCCACUUGGCAAAUCGCCCGUCAUCACCAUCGAGAGCGAGCACACCGACAAGCCGCUCGUGCUGGCCGAGUCCGGUGCUAUCUCCGAGUAUCUGUGCGACCACUUCGGUAGCCCCGACAAGCUAGUCCCGAAGCGCUACGCCGAUGGCAAGGAAGGCCAGGUCGGUGGAGAGAGCGAGGAGUGGAUGCGGUAUCGGUAUUUCAUGCAUUAUGCGGAGGGCACGCUGAUGCCGUUCUUGGUGUUCAAGUUGGUUAUGGAUACCGUCAAACAGGCCCCCGGCAUGCCCUUCUUCAUCAAGCCUAUUCCGCGCCUGGUCGCAUCCAAGGUCGAAGAGAUGUUCGUGCUCCCCAACGUCAACGCCAACUUCACGUUCCUGGAAGAGCGACUGAAGACCGCUCCGGACGGCGGACCCUUCCUGUGCGGAAAGCAGCUCACAGCUGCGGAUAUCAUGAUGAGUUUCCCGGUCAUCGCGGCCGCCGGACGCGUGCCUUUGAAAGAACAGUACCCGAAGUUGCAGGAGUACGUGGAUCGGUUGCAGCAGGAGGAGGGGUAUAAGAAGGCGGUUGCGAAGGUGGUGGAGGUGGAUGGGAAGUUUGAUGCUUCGCUGUGA
Aspergillus affinis is the source of this 774-nucleotide messenger RNA. RefSeq names its product glutathione S-transferase. NCBI's taxonomy places the organism in Eukaryota, Fungi, Ascomycota, Eurotiomycetes, Eurotiales, Aspergillaceae. The transcript has 3 exons. Bases 1 to 774 code for a protein of 257 amino acids. The record is from RefSeq and is a predicted model, not a curated record.